Messenger RNA from Lodderomyces pseudojiufengensis, 1902 nucleotides. RefSeq names its product Zcf23p (gene ZCF23). The transcript has a single exon. Gene Ontology annotation, biological process: cellular response to starvation; regulation of DNA-templated transcription. Gene Ontology annotation, cellular component: nucleus. The record is from RefSeq and is a predicted model, not a curated record. Bases 1 to 1902 code for a protein of 633 amino acids. Lineage: Eukaryota; Fungi; Ascomycota; Pichiomycetes; Serinales; Debaryomycetaceae. Gene Ontology annotation, molecular function: DNA-binding transcription factor activity, RNA polymerase II-specific; zinc ion binding; RNA polymerase II transcription regulatory region sequence-specific DNA binding.
AUGACCAAAAGAUUAACCCCACAGGAAAAGUUGAAUAGGAAGCCAACGAGCAGAGCUUGCACAUUUUGUCAUGAAAAACAUUUACAAUGUUCAAACGAAAGACCCUGUAAGAAUUGUGUGAAAAGAAAUAUUGCUGAUACUUGUCGAGAUAUCGUCAGAAAACGAGUUAAAUAUUUAACAGGCACUACAAAAUCAACUUCAAAGAAGAAGAAAACAGAAACAUCGAACGAACCACUGAGUAAUUUACAAUCAUUUAGUAACUCACCAGAGAAUGGGAUUAAAAUAGAAGCACAUGAAUCAUCGAGAGCUUUGAUCCCACACAUACCUCAACAACAAGCUCAAUUUUCACCUGAAUUAAAUCAACAGCUUUCAAACCAACUACCGCAGGCUGAGUUGAUAGAACAAAAUAUUCCCAUGCCAUUAAAUAAUCAUCUGAGCAUUUUACCGAACCUACAACCUCAGCAACAGCAUACUUUUGGAUUACCCGUAGAAGAUCCAAACGUUAAUCAAAUUAAAGAUAUCUUAAAUGCACCUUCUUUUGAUGCCGCUAAUAAAGUCAACUCUUCGAACAAAAUAGAUUUAAGUCCCUCGAGGAUAUUAGAAACGGAUCUGCUACAAUAUCACACCAACACAAUGUUGAAUACUACGACAGAUGUGCUAAACAAACUUCUUACCGACUAUUAUGAAACUGACAGCUUAUUGCUGCAACCAACACAGCCAGCAAUUCAUCAACAACAACCAUCUCAAGAAAAUCUAGGGACACCUUUAGGUGUGAGCCAGAGUAAUAAAUUCAAUUCAAAUUAUCUCAAUGAGGAAUACAUGAUGUUAGGAGACAUUCUACUUCAAUCAAAACCAACUUCACCCUCCCCAUCAAAUACCAGUGCUUCAGAAUUCAAUGAUGCUUUGAAUUUCUCAAAUAUAGAUUUUGACAACAUCAAUCAACCAAAGAAAAAAGUUGUACAAAAGUUGAAAGAUUCUCGACCUUUCAUUUCACUUGGUUUUCCAAAGGACUCAUCAUUAAGUUUGAACAAUUUGGUGAAUAUGGCAGACCAAACUGAUAACUUAUUGGAUAAUAAUGUUACGUCUAGAGGAAAUAGCAAACCAGUAAGUUCAUCAAAUCCGAUUAUAGAUUUCAAAACAAAAUACAAGACAGAUUAUGUUUCACCAUUAGCUACACAUCAGAUCUAUCAAACUGUUUUGGAUAUAUAUUCCAAAGAUGUCAUUAAUUUUGAAUAUCCAAAUUCUUAUCAUGCAUUGACUCAUUUUUUGAAGACAAGAUUUCUGGGAAAUAAUUUAUCACCAGAGGAAAAAUCUAGAAAGAGACAAAAUUUGUUGGUUAUUUUAAAAUUAAUUGCAAGUUAUAGACCAACAUUUAUCAGUGCUCACAAAUCAUUAUUGAAGCCACAAGAUUUAUUAUUUCUUGAAAUGAGUUUUCAAAGAUGUUUAGUAGAUUAUGAAAAAUUAAGUCAAUUGAAUUCAUCACCAACUAUAAUUUGGAGAAGAACCGGAGAAAUUGUAAGUAUAACUGAUGAUCUUUUAAGUCUUUUAGGAUACAAAUUGACAGAUAUAUUGUCAAAACGAACUUUCAUUAUGGAGAUUAUGUAUGAUGAUGAUUCAAUUGUAAAAUAUUUUCAGUUAUUUAAAUCUGUUGCAGUUGGUAAUUUACAUUCUAGUAUCAGUACAAAAAUAAAAUUAAUAAAGAAAGAAUCAAAUACAAAUAAUAACUCAAACAAUGAAAUUUAUGGUUCAAAUGGCUCUGCUAUCAACAACGUGGGAACUAAUAGUUAUAUUGAAUUCUGUUCUGUAUGGACUGUGAAAAGAGACUUGUUUGAUAUCCCAAUGUUGAUCAUUGGUCAAUUUUUACCAAUCUUACCAGCUGGUGAUGGCGUAAGAAUGUACUAG